Myripristis murdjan (pinecone soldierfish) is the source of this 2502-nucleotide messenger RNA. RefSeq names its product polycomb group RING finger protein 5-A. The record is from RefSeq and is a predicted model, not a curated record. The coding region runs from base 1009 to 1803 and encodes 264 amino acids. Lineage: Eukaryota; Metazoa; Chordata; Actinopteri; Holocentriformes; Holocentridae. The transcript is spliced from 10 exons.
GCCUGGUGGCUCCCCGCCCACCGCUGCUCUCUGCUGGCUGGCUGGCUGGCUGGCUGCUGGGCGGACUGGGGCCGAUCACAUCCGACCAGUUCCGUAUUCUCUGUACCCUAGUUAUUUCCAGCCUGUAUAGACUACAGAGGACCUGGCAGUGUCAUGGUGGACAUUCCUGCUCAGCCUCGGUGUCCGUAACUCCGCAGGGCGAAGGAAAGUGAGAGGGAGGCAGCCUUUAUUAAAGGAUAACAGCUCAUCAGACGGUCAUUUGCCAGCUCCAAGAGAAUGAAGACGUCAACAGCAACAACAGCAGCAGUGUCACGAUGAAUGUACUGAGCGGGACAAGGCUGAAUAUGCAGAGGUCACUCCAGGGGUGUUAACUGGUCUUUGGAUCUGCUGUGAUUGGCAGACCUUUGGCAUCCUCCACCCCCCCGUGGCUUAAAAAUGGUGCACUGGCCGAGACAGCAAAAGAAGCGAUAUGUCUCACUCUCCUGGAAUUCUGUAAAUUUGACAAAACUGUUCAUUUGAAGUGUGAUUGGGCAGACGUGGCAAGCCUGCCUCCUUCUGCUGGAGGAAAUUCUUGAUCUCACUGGGACUGACCUGGUUAAAUAAAGGCUGAACAAGCGGGGCACUUUUCUGAAGCAAAAAUGACUAGUGCCUAGACUUUGGGUCAUGGAUGCAGUUGGAUUUUUUGCCGUUGGCCACUGAAUCAAUUUGACUGCCUCUCACUUAGCACAGUUGUGGCUAGUGAGGACCAUUUUGCACUAGCCUGGACUAACAGGAGCCAAUGUUGGUUUCCAACUUUAUGUGGGGUGAAUGGAGGGCCCUGAUACUCCAUUAGACCCCAUCCUAUUCAAAACAAACAAGAAGGCAAAAAUCGUACUAUUUCCAUAAUUUUGUAGCCAAUAUUCGCCUCUCCAAUCAACCUUUCCCUCAGUCCCAAGCUCAACAGAGGAACACUGACCCUGGGUCAGUAUCUAGCUGCAGCAUCAACAAACUUGAUACAAUAAUACAACUAUGGCUGCCACAGGAAGGAAGCACUUGGUCAGAGACUUUAACCAUUUCAUCACCUGUUACUUGUGUCGGGGUUACCUGAUCAAACCAACCACCGUCACCGAGUGCCUGCACACCUUCUGUAAGAGCUGUAUUGUGCAGCACUUUGAAGAGAGCAACGACUGUCCUAAAUGUGGCAUUCAGGUCCACGAGACCAACCCGUUGGAAAUGCUCAGGUUGGACAAUACUCUGGAGGAAAUUAUUUUCAAGCUGGUCCCAGGACUCAGAGAAAAGGAGGAACAGCAAGAAGCUGAAUUCUGGAAGAAAAACCAGCCAAAAGAAAAUGGCCAAGUUUCUCUCUUCCUCCCUGUCUUGAAAAGUGGAGGCAGUAGUGGAAUCUAUAGAGGAGACAACCUGAGAUGUCAAAGGCUUGGCUUGCCUGAUGUUGGUGGUAACGGUGGCGGUGAGGAUGAUGAUGGUGGCGGGGGUGAAGAUGAAGACUACCACAGGAGUGAUCCUCAGAUAGCCAUCUGUCUGGACUGUCUACGCAACACAGGGCAGGCCGGGGAGAACACAGUCACGGAUCUGAUGAAGAGGUUCAUCCGCUGCUCCAGUCGUGUCACCGUGGGCACCAUCAAGAAGUUUCUCAGUCUUAAGCUCAAACUGCCCAGCUCUUAUGAGCUGGACGUGCUGUGUAACGGAGAGAUCAUGGGGAGGGACCACACUCUGGAGUUCAUCUACAUGACCCGAUGGAGAUUACAUGGAGACAAUACCUAUCCCAUGGUUCUGGAAUACCGGCCACGCAUUGACUUUGGCUGAACCAAGCCUGCAAGAAGAGGACCACACAUACACACAAACACACACACACACACACACACAUAUACAUGCAGACGUACUAUACACACCGAGUAUAUAAAACAUUAAACAGCCUCUUAAAGUGAAAGUUCACCCAAGUUAUUUGUUGAAUCUGAGUGUACAGAAGAAGAAAUCAGGCAACCGAGUGAAGAAGGACGGCGCAGAUUAGAGCGAUUGAGGGAAGUCGAGUCGUGUGAUGCUGCAGGAGAAGCAGCUGGACCUCCUGAACAGGAACUGGUGGUGUUACACAUUAUGUUCACAAUGCCCAGCCAUGCCUACAGAGAUGGAGUCUCUGUGUUGCCAUGAAUGGGAUCAUGUACAGUUCUGGUUGGUGGAAUUGGCUAACAGGAUAACGGGGAGAUACAGAGAGAGCAGUUAUUUUGAUGUCUGUAUUUGGGGUGGGGGAUAGGGCCGCAUAUUUUUGUCCAAAUCCAACCCAAGACAGGAACAUAUGAUAACUCAGAACGACCCAAACCUGACAGGCAUUAUUUUUUUAUUGUGUCCGAACCCAACCCAAGCCCCAGAUUUUGCUUGUCCUCCGUGGCUAGGUUACCUUUGCCACCUGAAAUAGCUUACGUCAGGGGUGUCAAACCGGUGCCAUGGAGGGCCAAGAGGCUGCAGGUUUUCAUUCCAACCAAAAACUCCACCAGGUGGUUUCACUGA